GAGGAAAAGUCUUCAGGGCCUGAGGAGAGUUUGUAAAACUUGCCCCAAAUCCUAGAAGUGUCUCCGCCCGCUGCUGAGCCGCGAUGGGCGACUGGAGCUUCCUGGGGGAGUUCCUGGAGGAGGUGCACAAGCACUCCACGGUGAUCGGCAAGGUCUGGCUCACAGUGCUCUUCAUCUUCCGCAUGCUGGUGCUGGGCACGGCCGCCGAGUCCUCCUGGGGCGACGAGCAGGCGGACUUCCAGUGCGACACCAUGCAGCCGGGCUGCGAGAACGUCUGCUACGACCAGGCCUUCCCCAUCUCGCACAUCCGCUACUGGGUGCUGCAGAUCAUCUUCGUGUCCACGCCGUCGCUGGUGUACAUGGGCCACGCCAUGCACACGGUGCGCAUGCAGGAGAAGCGCCGGCUGCGCGAGGCCGCCCACGGGGCCGGGGAGGGCCAGGGCGCCGGCUCCUACGGCUUCCCGGCGGCCGAGAAGACGGAGCUGUCCUGCUGGGAGGAAACCAACAGCAAGAUCGUCCUCCGGGGCACCCUGCUCACCACCUACUUGUGCAGCAUCCUGAUCCGCACCGCCAUGGAGGUGGCCUUCAUCGUGGGCCAGUACCUGCUCUACGGCAUCUUCCUGGACACGCUGCACGUCUGCCGCCGCAGCCCCUGCCCCCACCCCGUCAACUGCUACGUGUCGCGGCCCACGGAGAAGAACGUCUUCAUCGUCUUCAUGCUGGCGGUGGCCGGCCUGUCCCUCUUCCUCAGCCUGGCCGAGCUCUACCACCUGGGCUGGAAGAAGCUGCGGCCGCGGCUCGCCCGGCCGGGGCAGGGCAGGGCUGAGUGCCAGCUGCCCGGCCCCUCCACGGGCUCGGCCCCGGGCUGCACGCCGCCCCCCGACUUCAGCCAGUGCCUGGAGAACGGUCCUGGGGGCAAGUUCUUCAACCCGUUCAGCAACAGGAUGGCCUCCCAGCAAAACACGGACAACCUGGCCACCGAGCAGGUGCGCGGCCAGGAGCCGAUGCCCGGGGAGGGUUUCCUUCACAUCCGCUAUGCCCAGAAGCCGGAGGUGCCCAAUGGCGUCUCCCCAGGGCACGGCCUCCCCCAGGGCUACCAGAGGGACAAGCGCCGACUGAGCAAGGCCAGCAGCAAGGCCAGGUCCGAUGACCUCUCAGUGUGACCCUCCGGUGGGGGGGACUGGGACCAGGUGGGGACCAAGGAGACUCAGAGAAGGAAGAGGGGUUCCUUCCGACCCCACCUGUCUUGUUCUCAGCACCGCUCUGCUCCUUUGGGGCCAGCGCUGUCGGAGAUCUAGCCAGGCCUCUGUCUCUCCCCCACCCUCUACCCAGUGCACUCAGUGAAGACUCAGGUUACUCGCUCAACAGGGGAGAGCAAGGGAAGGGACUGAGGCAAAGUCUGGCCUGGGAGGGGUAGCCAGAGAGAGAGGAUAAUUCUCUCCAUGCCAGCCACUUGCCAGAGGGUUCUCUGAGUCUCUAUGGCGCCUGUGAACUGAGUACCCUUCCUCCUGCAAGGAAGACCCCAGAGCUCCUAGCCAGUAAAGAGCAUGAGCCAAGGAACUUGCACAAGGUGUGCUCUGGAACCUGUGGUGUCCACGGGCCAAGCCUUGGAGGCAGCGAGGUUGCCUUGGGCCGCCCUUGGCUGCCGCUGCCUCUACCCAGUCUUACCUAAAAUGAGGUCCUUGGAGCUUGACCAGUAGCCUCGACUUUACAAGUGCCUUGGUAUGCACGCCUGGCAAAGGUCCAGCCUUUACUCUGCCAGGGGGUGGGCGCAAGCAGGCCAGGGGGUGCACUUUCCCCUUGGGAGCCACUGUGCGCAGACUCCCUGGAAUUCCUGCCACCACCUGUCCUGUAGCUCUUUACAGUUCAGCCCGAUGACAGAAACCAUCCUUUCCUGGCCUCCGGUGGCUGUUCACCCAGUGCUCCCCGACAGGCCUUACCAGCCAGGAGACCCAAGAAGCCAUCGUCCUCUCUCAGAUCCUGACCAGAUCACCAGCCUCGGAGGCCAGUGGAAUUUCCCCAGGUCUUAUUAAAACAACAAGAACAUUGUGCUUCUCAGAUUCCCCUUGGGGGAAAAAAGCAAGUCUGCUGUGAAGAUGAAAAUUAAAAGAGAGAAAAUACUGGAAAAUGAUUUUUUUCUUCCUAUUUAUUUCCCUCGCUGACUGCCAAUUAGAGUGCCGAGAAGAGGUCUGAUGACAGCGAUGGAAGCCCCCAGCUCCUUCUCCCCCGAGGGCAUAGACAUGGAGGGGAAACGCCAGCUCUCUUGGCAGGGUUCUCCUUUAAGAGCACAGAGAUCCCUGCGUCUCCCUGGUGCUCCUAAGGAAGCUGCCGGGAGGGGGCUUCAGAAAAGCCUGCUUUGCCCAGGGACUGGCCUGGAUUCUCCAUUCAGUCCAUGCAUAAUGGGUUGCCAUUUUAGAUGAAGGUAAAGGAUGCUCAGAAUUGGAUUCUGAGAUGUAUAGGGAAAUGGUUACUUUUAAAAAUGCGUGUG
Molecule: messenger RNA, 2488 nt
Organism: Myotis lucifugus (little brown bat)
Lineage: Eukaryota; Metazoa; Chordata; Mammalia; Chiroptera; Vespertilionidae
Product: gap junction alpha-5 protein-like
Biological process (GO): cell communication
Cellular component (GO): connexin complex
Source: RefSeq, a predicted model, not a curated record